AUGGCAAUCUUCUAUCGCAAUAAAAUACUUAAUAGAUUGCUAUCACCUCCUAGGUCGAAACUACACUCGAGUUCAAUCUCUACUAUCACUAAAACAUACAAUAAAUACAAUGCAACUCUGCCUUUUACAGAAAAGGAAAAGAUUCUCCUCAAUAAUACAAUUAUUUCACUCCUAAAUGACGCAAAUUGGAUAUCGUCACUUACACAUAAGGGGAUUCCAUCAUUUUUUGUUAGAAAUCAUGAAUUUAGAAAUAAAUUUAUGGAAUAUAUAGAUAAAUCAAACGAAGCUAGAAUGUUUAUUAGAGAUAAUUUGAAUGUGUUUAUGGCCUAUAAUUUAAACGAGAGAUUUGAGUCGGAAUAUAUCCUAGUUAAUUUGGCAGAGUAUAUAAGUUCAUUUGUAGUAGACAAUAUGCCUAACCUCAUGGUAGCAUGUCAAGCAGUAAGACACCUCGCAGACUUUCGAUCAUUCGAAAGUGAUUCGACAAAUAAAGUUGGAAGGAAAGUGUACGUACACAUAGGACCACCGAACAGCGGGAAGACUCAUGAAGCAAUAUCAAGGCUGUCGAAGGCAAAGAAUGGAAUAUACUGUUCGCCACUGAGGCUGCUAGCAUGGGAAAUGCACAGCAGGCUGAAUAGGUCAAAUGUGCCAUGCGCACUCCUAACGGGCCAGGAGAAAGUGGACAACAACGAGAACCAUAUAUCCUGCACGGUGGAAAUGGUGCCAUACGAGAGGAGUUACGAAGUCGCAGUGUUGGACGAGAUGCAAAUGGUAGGAGACAGAACGCGUGGAUACGCGUGGACGAAGGCGUUUUGGGGAUUGAAGACCAAGGAACUACACAUAUGCGGAAGUAACGCAUGCCUAACUCUGGCAAGGAAGCUGGCGGAUAUAAGGGGGGAUACGUUGGAAGUGUAUGAGCACGCAAGGCUGGGGAAACUUAAAGUAUUGGACAACGUAGUCAAAUUAGAGAGUCUGGAACCGGGAGAUUGCGUAGUAUGCUUCUCAAGAAAUGAAGCAUUUAAACUAAGAGAUCAAAUAGAAUCAACCGUCUACGAGUGGGACCCGAGAGAUACUACAAUCGGUAACACACAAAGAAAGAAUGGUGAUAGACCCAUAACGAGCAUAGUGUAUGGAUCACUGCCACCCGAAACGAGGUGUAAGCAAAUAGAAAGUUUUAAUAACAGGGACACGAAGAUACUGAUAGCGUCGGACGUUAUAGGGAUGGGAGUGAACGUGUCAAUAAGAAGAAUAAUAUUCAACAAGCUGACGAAGUACGACGGAAGUGAGUCGAGAGUACUCAAUGCAGCAGAAGUGCAGCAGAUAGCAGGGAGAGCAGGAAGAUACGGGUUAGAGUGCGGAGAGGGCGAGGUGAGCUGUGUGAGGAAGAAGGACCUGCCAGUGCUGAAGGAGCUAAUGAGUACGGAGCCGCCGCAAAUAGAGAAGGCGGUGAUAUCACCGAGCCCAGAAGUGUUUGAAGCGUUUAACUUGGCACUAAACCAGGCGACAGGGUCACGGCACUCACUAUCAGACGUUACACAGCUGAUAACAUCGAUGGCAAAAGUGGGAAAGAAUUUUGCAAUGUGUGACUUUGUUCAGGUGAAUACAGUGGCAAAGUGCCUAGAAGGAAUAAACCUCCCGUUUGAAGUGUACAAGCACUAUUUGCUAGUACCGAUGGGAUCACCGCUGACAUCACUGGUGGUAAGGGCGUACGCAGCAAGCCACGCACUGCUUAACAAGGUGAAAAUAUCUAACAUAAUAAAUGAGGCGUGCCUCGAGUUAAACUUCGAUGAUCUUAACAGGAUAUCGGCAAACGAGGAGGUGAAGAGGCUCGAAUUACUGUACGAGGCUCUCGACAUUUACACGUGGCUCUCAAACAAGUUCCCCAGUGUGUACGUGGAUGGGAAUGCGGUCGCCGAGUUGAAGACUAAGAUAUCAGCUGUCCUCUCGAGGCUCCUAAGCGAGGUCCACGAAGGCAGUUCAGAGGAGCUGAGCGAUGCCUACAUCUCAAGGGAAAUACUGAGGCCGGAAUUUACGAUUGCAUAA
Theileria orientalis strain Shintoku is the source of this 2040-nucleotide messenger RNA. Its product is annotated as ATP-dependent RNA helicase. Gene Ontology annotation, molecular function: RNA helicase activity; ATP binding; hydrolase activity, acting on acid anhydrides. NCBI's taxonomy places the organism in Eukaryota, Apicomplexa, Aconoidasida, Piroplasmida, Theileriidae. Gene Ontology annotation, cellular component: mitochondrial degradosome. Bases 1 to 2040 code for a protein of 679 amino acids. The record is from RefSeq and is a predicted model, not a curated record. Gene Ontology annotation, biological process: mitochondrial RNA 3'-end processing; RNA catabolic process. The transcript has 7 exons.